GUUGUUCACUCAGAUAGACAUUUCAACACAAUCAGUCAGACUAUAAUGUACAAAAUUUUAAAGUCGGAUUGUUGAAGAUGUUCUGCACGGAGAGCUGUGAGCAUGGCUGCAAUGCACCAACUUCGGGAAAACUAAUUUCCGGAAAUGGUGCUCCAUCCCAGACCCAGCAGCUAGGCCAGCAGCAAUUCAGCAUGUGCUAUGCUCCACUGUCGAUGCAGCCGCAGGAGCUGGGUGCCAAGUGCGAGACGGAGCCGCCCAGGGUGGGAAUGUGCCUGGUCACCGAAGGACCCGAGGGUCUCAGCAUUGACUGCAAUGUGCCCUUGCCCAACUCAUUCAAUUUGGACGAAUACAGGAAGCAAAUGGUCUGCUCCUGUGGUCCGUCAGUGAAUGGUAAUGGCUACAUUGAUGGCUUCUGUCUACCGCCGCCACCAGCAACUGCUGCUCUCAACUCUAUCCAAAAUCCGGCCUGCAGUUUCCAGUGUCAGUGUUGUCCCGUCGAAGCAGCCUCUUCCUCGGGAUUCGAUACGCGAUCGAUGCAGGCCACAACAGCUCCAGUUUUAGGAGCGUGUUCCCUGCCCAGUCUUCCGGCGAGGACUUCCAGACCAGAGCAGACGAUGACGGUGACCCAGAAGGCGCCAGAAUCAGCCGUAGGGCAGCAGAUCUUUUAUUUGGCUGCCCCUUCCUCAUCCACACUUGAUACAGAAGGCAGUUGCUAUCCGCCAGACCAGUUACCUGCUUACCUAUAUAGCAUGAUUCCGGUGCAGUGUAUGUCCCCCAUCUGGAGUCCGCAGGGCAUCAGCCUGGUGCCAGUGGGUCUGCCAGUGCCCCAGCCGCAGCUUCUGCCGCAGCAGCAGCUUGUGACGAAUCCUGUACAGAAUUCGCAGCUGCCGUCGCAGCAGAUGGUGCGCUACGACAUAUCCCUUCCCCGCCUGUUGGCGGAGCUCCGACAAGAGCGGGGCAGACCCUGUUGCGAGUCCUCGACUCCGGCUCCCCUGUCCUUCCAGCUGUAUGCACCCGCUCACGCGGUGGCGAUCUACGACCCGCCAGUCGCCGCUGUUAAUCCAAGUGUGGUCAAGAGGGACGUUCCUGCUGCAACUCCUUCACCCGAUGCGAUGUCAAUUCCCACUGCCUCGCUAUCACCAUCCUCAUCACCGCCAGGCCCAUCGCCAUCGGCACCAGACCCCACCCGAUCGGCCAAGGCCCAGUCGGAUAACCCGAAGUGCAGCCGUUCCUGCCAGCGCAGCAAAGAUCAGUGGGACAGCAGUGGAGCUGGAAACGUGUGCAUGAAAUGUGGCAAUUGCUGGCACUGCCCCCGAUGCAGUUGCUCCAACUGCUUCUGGCAUCCCGGCCUGGUGCGUGCCCCACCAAGGGAUAGUAGAUAGUAUCGGCAAAUAUCAAAUCUUGGGAGUACAUAUAGAACAACAACAAAGUUUUAA
Drosophila serrata is the source of this 1436-nucleotide messenger RNA. It is a transcript of the gene hale, whose product is annotated as hale-bopp. Lineage: Eukaryota; Metazoa; Arthropoda; Insecta; Diptera; Drosophilidae. The record is from RefSeq and is a predicted model, not a curated record.